UCUUUUUGUAUGUUCUAAUACUGACAAAACAAAGACUCUAAAAAGAAAAUUUCGCAUUUUCAGAGGCAAAACUAAAACGGAAAACAUGUCGAUUUCCGGUGGUUCCAAUCACACUCCGGCGGGUAACCCGGACCCGAGAGUCUCUCUGAUGAACCUGUCGAUGGUUCGGGCCAGAAUGGAUAGUGUUCAGCAAUUCCUGUCAGAAUCAGUCAACAGUAACACUCUGUUAAAUAAAGAUCAGAUGGAUACAAUUUCUGAAGAAAUAUCCGCCGCAAUCCAUCAGGUUAUAGCAAACGGCGCCGCUCUUAUUGCCUGCUCGCAACCGGUGGCCGAACAUCCAGAUCGAACCGAUCUGAAACCCGAUUCAAAGAUCAAAAACCAAACCGAUUCAGAUUCAAGUGGUGAUAUUGUAGAAAUAGACGCAGUAGAAUUACUUGCAGAACACGUCCACUUCUGUGAGAUUUGCGGAAAAGGGUUCAAACGAGAUGCGAAUCUCCGAAUGCAUAUGCGAGCUCACGGGAAUCAAUUCAAAACCCUCGAAGCGCUAGCGAAACCCGAAAAAACGGCAGCGGAGACAGCGGAAGGGACGCGGUUUUCGUGCCCGUUCGAAGGGUGUAACCGAAACAGGAAGCAUAAGAAGUUCAGACACUUGAAAUCGGUGAUUUGUGUAAGGAAUCAUUUCAAGAGGAGUCAUUGUCCGAAAAUGUAUUCCUGUAAUAGAUGUAAUAAGAAGAGUUUCUCUGUUAUGGCGGAUUUGAAGAGCCAUUUGAAGCACUGUGGCGAGUCCAGGUGGAAGUGUUCGUGCGGGACUAGUUUUUCCAGGAAAGAUAAGCUGUUCGGACAUAUGGCGCUGUUCGAAGGUCACAUGCCGGCCGUUGUCGGAGAAGAUGAUGAUGAUGUGGGUGAGAAGAGUAAGGUUGGUGUGGCUAUGGUGGAGGAUGUGGAGGAGGAGGAGGAAGAUGGUGCGGAGAAUGGGUUUUUGAAAGCUCUGCUUGAUGGGUUUGGUACUGUUGAUGGUUGUAAUUUGCAGGAUGUUUUAGGGUCUUUUCCUAGUAAUUGAGCAGAUGUAUAAUUUCGUUUCAUUCUUUGUAAUAAAAUGAUUAUGUUUUGUGAGCUAAUAAACGUUUAGAACAUUAAAAUU
Molecule: messenger RNA, 1141 nt
Organism: Mercurialis annua (annual mercury)
Lineage: Eukaryota; Viridiplantae; Streptophyta; Magnoliopsida; Malpighiales; Euphorbiaceae
Product: zinc finger protein STOP1 homolog
Exons: 1
Coding region: 86-1060 (324 amino acids)
Biological process (GO): response to aluminum ion; response to acidic pH
Source: RefSeq, a predicted model, not a curated record